Molecule: messenger RNA, 6154 nt
Organism: Vidua chalybeata
Lineage: Eukaryota; Metazoa; Chordata; Aves; Passeriformes; Viduidae
Gene: LRRC17
Product: leucine rich repeat containing 17
Exons: 5
Coding region: 355-1674 (439 amino acids)
Cellular component (GO): plasma membrane
Molecular function (GO): protein binding
Source: RefSeq, a predicted model, not a curated record
GUCAUAUAAAGGAUCCUCUGCUUCACAUUAUGAAAGAAAGACGUGAACUACAAACCUGAAUGCAACCUGGAAUUUCCAAACAGAUGAUCUUGUGACAGCCUUUUCAAGAGUCCAGUUAUCAGGCAAAAGGACCAUCCAGAUAACUGGAAAUUCAAUACCAGCCAAUCCUAAAGAGGAAAGUUUGUGCUUUUGAAAUAUAUUCCUGCAACAAAGGAUUUGAGGGAGGAGAUAUAUCAGUAUAAAUAGGGAUCCCACAUACCCCAGCUGUGCCUCCUCAGAUUUGUACAACACUGAUUCAGACCAUCCAAAAAUUUCAACUGUUCCAACUGUCACAGAAAAGAGCUGAAUGUCAGGAUGCAAGUAGUUACUAUUAUAUUACUACUUCUUCUUUGUAAUGCAUGUGACUGUAGGAGGACAAGGAAUGGGAGUUUGAGAAACAAUGAAAGGGAAAACAUCUUAAGGAGAGCAUCUAGCACUGUUAAGCGCAAUGCCCAAGGCCUAACAUGUGAUAUUUACACUUAUCUUCAUGAGAAAUACUUAGAUUGUCAGGAAAGAAAAUUGGUUUUUGUGGCACCUGAUUGGCCAGAGGAUAUAAAACACAUGCUGCUAGCAAGAAACAGAAUUCGUAAAUUAAAGAACAAUAUGUUUUCCAAGUAUAAAGUACUGAAAAGUCUGGAUUUACAACAGAAUGACAUAUCAAAAAUUGAAAGCGAGGCUUUUUAUGGUUUGGAUAAACUUACCACGCUCUUACUUCAGCAUAACCAAAUUAAGAUUUUAUCUGAGGAGAUUUUUAUUUAUACGCCCAGUCUAAACUACCUACGUCUCUAUGACAAUCCCUGGCAUUGCAGCUGUGAACUAGAAACUCUUGUUACAAUGCUACAGGUUCCAACAAACAGGAAUUUGGGAAAUUAUGCCAAAUGUGUGUACCCAAUAGAACUGAAAAAUCAGAAGCUAAAGCAGAUAAAAGCUGAUCAGCUAUGUAGUGAAGAGGACAGGCAGGAUCCCAAAAACAUAAAACGGGAGAAGCCUGAAGCUGUCAAACAACCAGAAUUUGAUUCCUCUUUGUGCCACAUGUACGUGUUUCCUGUGACAACUCUGAACUGCAAAAGAAAAGAUUUAAAGAAAGUUCCAGGUAACAUACCUCCAGAUAUAGCUAAACUUGAUUUGUCCAACAACAAAAUUAGACAGCUACGAGCCAAGGAGUUUGAAGAUGUCAGUGAACUGAAGAUAUUAAAUCUAAACAGCAAUGGAAUAGCAUACAUUGAUCCUGCUGCUUUUUCAGGCCUCAAUAACUUAGAGGAGCUGGAUCUAUCAAACAACAGCUUGCAGAAUUUUGAAUAUGGAGUACUGGAAGAUCUUUACUUUCUGAAAAUACUGUGGCUGAGAGAGAAUCCUUGGAGAUGCGAUUACAACAUACACUAUCUUUUCUACUGGCUGAAGCACCACUACAAUGUUCACUACAAUGGCCUAGAAUGCAAAAUGCCUGAGGAAUACAAAGGAUGGUCUGUUGGAAAAUAUGUUCGAAGUUAUUAUGAGGAAUGCCCAAAAGACAAGCUUCCCAUUUAUCCAGAAACUUUUGAUUUGGACAAAGAUGAUGAGGAAUGGGAACGACACAAAGAGGAAACAGUUCAGACAGUAAAGAAGCAUGGUGUAAUUGUCACCGUGAUAGGCUAAUAAGGGAAUCCUUUCCCUUAGUAGAUUUAAAUAUCUGAUAUUUGAGAAAGAAAAACAUGCUGUUUACAUUUGUUCUAAUUAUUCUGUUGGUUUGUAGGACAUUCUGCCUACAAAGAUGUCUGUUUAUUGCCGAUAAUAACUACAGAAUGACAUUAGUUCGACAGCAUCCUUCAUCUAGUAAUUGUUUUUGACAAUUUGUUCUGGACACUCUUGUGAAAUAUUUUGGCAAAUAUUUGAAACUAUACAGUAAAAAUCGAUAGACACAAAUGUACAUAAUUAUGGUGGGGGGAAGCUGUCUUAUGUAUGGACACAGUUUAUGUGUUCACACAGAAAUAGCUGCAGGAUUGUGACUGAGACCCAUUUUUCCCGAAUGUAUUGACAGUCUUUUGUAUCUAUCAGUUUCCUGAAAUAUUCCCAGAAAACGUUUCUGAGAUUUUUAUAUCUACUUCCUGUUGUUUUAUUGUAGACCAAAAAAAAAACCAAAAAAACAAAUUUAAGACUAACCUUAAAUACAAUUCUAGAAAAAGAGGAACGACAGUUGUUAUACUAAUUAGGAUUCAAACACAGAAGGUGGGUUUCACUUGCUGAUUUAUUAGUGUUCCUCCUCAGUCUUGAAACAAUAACUUAGCCUCUGCCUCUUCCAUACCUGAAGUGCCUUGAAACGAUAAGUAGCCAAGACAUGGUUGGUUCCCAAGAUCCAGCUCCACGUGCUCAUAAUUGCCUUUUUUGGUUUUUGAGGCAAGCAGAGCUGAAAUCUUUCUAGGAAGAAUUUCAUGUUGUUGUAUCAGUUUGACACAGAUUACAUGCCAUCACUUCCAGGUGACGAAGAUCAUGUGAAGGAUGCUGUGGUCUGCAUCCAGCACAUCAGUGCCCACCCAAACUGAAGGUAAGGAUGCUUUUGAAAGCUCAGAAGUGUGGGACUUUCUCUAAGUUCACUCUUCUCUCAGCUCAUUUGUAAAAUGCACAUUACAGCACCUCCUUGUCAAACAUCUAUCUAUGUGAAUACACAUUGAUUAAAACCUGUGAUCAUUCUAACACUACAGUAACAGGGCAGUACAAAUGCCUCAGCUAAAUAGAUGAGAUCUCUAAAGAUAAAAUUCCUUGCUGCAUAAUAUACUUAGAUCAUAAGAAAUGCGUAUGUGCAGAGUAGAAAUUCAGGGCCAAGACUUUAAAUUUCUCUUGACUAUCAUGGAAGAAGUUCUGGGAGACUCCACAGAGAAACUUUCCUCCUUUAAAGAUCUGGAGACAAUGAUGGUGUUUGUGCAUUCCUCUGGUGCUUUAACCACAAGUCCCAAAGGUUGCUCAUUUUGUUCUACAAGACAAAGCACUCAGUGGUUUAGUGCUAACAUGAAAUAAAAGAACAACAUAAAGGAAAAAAUCAGGAGAUGUUAAGGGUGAUAGGAAUGUCAAAGAAUCUCAAAGCAAACACAUCCUAUUAUUAUUUACAUUCCUUUAUGUCCUCCAUUAUUCAGAUAUGAAUAUAUUUCAUGGUGCUUUGCUGACAAACUGGGUAAUGUAGCCAUUUCUUCUACAAUAUCCCUCAAAAACUUUAUAGCAAAAAUACAACAGUAUCUGACUCAUCCCUGUUCCUGGAAAUAUCUUAAGCAUUAUCUUCACUGUUAAAGGUUAAUCCUGAUAAGAUGGAACAGAGAGGAAAAUCCCAUUUGCCAGUAACAUUCACUAAAUAGGGCAUAUUCUGGAAACUAAAAAGUGAUGAAAGUAAAAAAAAAAAGUUUGCCUACAAAUAGUAGCACGUACUAAGUAAUGUUGUCCUCCUCCUCUCAAAUUCUGGAGAAUUAUCUCAAUACAGGACAGGCAAUGAAACCACAGCAGAACAUCUGUUAUUGGCAGCACAGCCAAUGGUGAAAAUCUGAGUAGGAAAAAAUGCAUUUAUAAACCAUGUUAUGUUAAUUUCUGCAAAGAGUCAGUGCUGGGAAAGAAUACUAGCUUAAGGCAGGCUAGGUCUGGGUAGAAAAGACAAUCCUGGAGAAGAAUUUAAGACAGAAGAAGAAUAUAAGACAAAAUCUGUGUGAGAGGUCUCUGAUCUCUCAGGUCAGCAAAAAGUACCAGUUGAAAAAGCAGUGGGAUAAGACUGAGGACCACAUGCAGUGGCUUAAUUGCUCUUGUUUGAAGGCCCUGUGGAUUCCCAAAGAGACACCCCCACUGAGGAUGUGGCAAAGUAGACAACAAUAAUUGCAGUAAUUACAACUACAAAUUAUGUAAGAACACAACAAUAGAAAUAGAAGAUUGGGGCAAGGAUAAUAUAGGUUAGCAUUAUCUCCUGACAGUGACACAAAUUCUUUGAGAAAAGACUGUAUGAUCAGAAAAAGCAUACAGGAGUUAUGAAGGCAAUGCAGAAGGAGGUAGCACAAGAAAAAAGACAAUAAUAUAUCUGAAAAACAUACAUAUGGGGAAAAUUACUAACAAUUGAUAAAAACUUCAGUAUUACAGAGUUAACUGCUAUUUCUCUGAGCUUCUCAAAAAUGUACUGUAAAGUACAACCUCCAUCAAACACCACAGCCACAAAACACAAUUUAAUGUUGACAUCUCUAUGUUUCUGUACUAUUUAACCAAAAAGGUCUCAGAAGAGCUUCCAUGUCUAAAAGAAAAUAAUGGGUCUUCCUCUUCUUUUAAAAGCUCCUUAGGUCUCUUCUUUCAGUAACUUCUCUCUUGAUUUCCCUUCUUUCUCUGUCCAUAGCCAGGUAAUAAUGGCAUGAUACAAUUGCAUGAAGACAAUUGCCUUGUCUUCCUGACAUGCAGUGCAUGUCCUAGGAGUGCUGCCUUAAGGCAUGAACUACAGUGCUCUACAGAGGCAGUGCCCCUCUCUCUACACAGCCACAUGAAACACAGGAAAGAUAAUUUUGUGCCUUAUUUUCCAUGACAGAAUACAGGAAAAAUGGAUAUGUCUGUCAAUAUUGGAAAUAAAACACUUCAAAAGCUUCUGAGGAAAUUUUAGCUCCUGCACUAUGAAUACUAAUGGCAGCAGUUAAAGGCAGUUCCCAGGCACACAUGGAAGACAAACGAUUCUCCAAGAUCACUGAGUAGGGGGAGGAAUACCACAAACAGCUGAGCCAUAACCCAUGCAUCUCAUACACUCAUAUUCUCUGGCACAGUAACACACUGAUUUGCCAAAGACAGUCUGAGCUGGAAUCAUAUUAACAUUCACAUGCAGAUAUUAGACAAAGACUAUUAUUUCAUGAAUGCACCACAGGCCAAAGUAAAGAGAACAUAAACCAAAUUUUUUAAAAAUUGCACAUAAUUAAUUUAUCAAGAAAACCUCAAACAAACAUGUUUAGUCAGACAAGCAGACCUAACCCACAGUUAAAAUAAUUGCUUUUUUAACAUUAACAAUAAAAGCAUGUUGCCAAAAUCUGCGUAAUGUUGGAUUUAUUUGGAAAGAUGAGGUCAGAACUGUAGCUUGGAUAAUUUCGAAUGGAAAGGUAGCCUAUAAUUGAACAGACAGUUCAACUCAAUUUGUUAGCUGAAAAAAGGUCAAAGGAAAAGAAUCUCAAUAUGAUUUUCAAUCUCUAAAAGAAAAUAGAUCGUUUUGCAGCAACAUUAAACCAUACAGAAGAAUUUUAAAAGAUGGCACUAGUAGGCAAUAUGAUAAAUACAGCUACCCAGUGAAUUUCAACAUAAAAACAUAUGUACUUAAUCUAAAUAUCAAUAGCAUACUGAUAUAAAUGCAUUUAAUGUUAAAAAAAAAGAUUGCGUAUCUUCAAAGCUAGAAGAAACAACUUUAAAGUCAGUGUUUUCUAAAAGCCUCUGUAGACUGUCAUAUAUGAUUCAUCACAACUAGUUUAAAAUAGCACUCAGUAGAUGUAAACAGACAUAAUGAUUGAUUUUGAAUCUACAGAAAACAUUAAUUAUCUACAAAAAUGGAAAAUGCAAGGUUUGUAGAAACAAGAAUUGAAUUUAGCAAGAUAAAUGAAAAUGGAUGGCAAUCAACAUACUGAUACUACAACUUAUAUAACCAACACUAGAUAUGAAUCCAUUAAAUAAAGUGACAUUAAAGGCCAUUUGUAUAAAAGAUGUAAUUCUACCACAACUGUUCUUUACCUUUUUUUAGCUCUAAACACAAUAAACAUUAUGAUGAUUUUAGUUUUGCACCCAAAUACAUAAGGAAAAAAAAAUCAUAGAAGGAUUUAACAUUUUUAAGUAUAACACCCAUAGAGGAGGUGAUGUGGCUGUGUAUGGUUUAUUUUGGCUUGCUUUCUUUAUUAGCUCCCAAAAUUCAUUAUGAUACUGGAUUAAAUUCUGUCACUAACCAAUUUGCACACUGGUAUUAUUGAGAAUGUUAUUUUAUCCUGUGAUAUAAAAGCCAAAACCAUGACCAAAAUACUUUUUAUUCUUAGCCAGUUGUUCUUUUUCAUCACCAAUCUAGAGACUAAAUUGUUCUCACUCAUAAUUACAGUCAUUUUCUAAAGCUAAAGAAAUCACUCAGAUUGCUAUAGGCUGCAUCAACAAUUUCAAGAAUGUA